Amoebophrya sp. A120 is the source of this 4253-nucleotide messenger RNA. The record is from the annotation of a GenBank genome assembly. NCBI's taxonomy places the organism in Eukaryota, Dinophyceae, Syndiniales, Amoebophryaceae.
GGGUGGCUAGCGUAAUGUCGAUAGAUAGACUUUCAUCUUCAUCUAGGGAAGCCUGGCGAAGAAGCGAGAGAUCGGCCAUGCGCCGUUAGAAAUUCUGUGUCUCGCGAGGAGGCGGCAACAAUAAUAUUGCGCAAAGCAUUCUGCUGACACUUCAAGACCCAGGUCAAGGAGUACACCGACAAAAUAAACAGUGCAAUCUCGAGAAGCAAGACGAUCGAAGACGAAGAUACCGGCAGUCAGGGAGCGGCGGAUUGUGGCUCAGUAUCUAUCCGAAGAAAAGUAGGACCGAGUCUCGACGUAGAGCAGAACAAGAUACCGGAACUGCUGUCUACUCUUCUCAUCGCGUCGCGGCCUUUUUUUCGGCAAGACCAAGAGAUACCCCGCACCACUUCUACAGCGCUACUUACUUCUAGCCUCCUACAACGGAUUCCGCUUCUGUGUCAGAGUACGUGACGUCUUUUCCACACACGUUUUGACCCACGCCUGCGCUCCAGUGGCGUUUUACCCGGUUCGCUUCUCCAUCUCCUGAUCUUCGCCUCGAAGCAUCGAUCCGGCGCACCUGCAUUUUGGCUGCUCCGUCGUGAGUACUAGGGGAAAAUAAAGCAACCACCAUGCCGGAGGACGCGAGUCCACCGGGGUCACCCCUCGCAGGGGUGGUCGACAAGCGAAAACACUUGCAGCACAGCGCGAUUAUGGGCCGACUAGGCACACUGUCCCCAAAGGCCGUUUCACCCAUCAAGAUGCGACCAAAGUCAGCAGGUGAGUAGCCUUCUUACAUCAGCUAAGGUUUGUUAGAAGUGGCUUUGUAAGUAGCUUAAAUCAACUAAUCAGAACAUCAACAUUCAGAUAAUUUACGCACCGUUUUUUAAUUUCGCACAUCCACGCGCCGCAUAGACUGAGAAGCAGAUUUCGAUUUGCAGUUUCGUUCGUUUCUCGGUCUUCUCGAGGAAAAUGUGUCUGACAUUUCGAAAACAAAAAAUAACUAUAACAGGCUCAGUCCAUGGCUCUGAGACGAGUUCACAGCGAAGGGGGAAGCAAAUAAGUGAGAAGAGAUUACAGAAGCUACUCUACCUCAAGCAGCGCGAGGAAAUGAAAGACGCGCUCUUACUACAGGUACGACUUCUUUGUAGAGGUUUCAAAUUCAAAAGCCGCCUACUUCUCAUGGAUGGACGAGCGGAUGCUUUGUCAAAUAUGCCACCCGUCGUGUUUCUCUACGACUCCGAAAAACAAGAAACCAAAACGAAAACAUUAACAUCUAUCUUCAGGUAAAGGAGAAGUACUUCGAAGAGCAUCCGGAGGCGAAGGCUAAGAUGCGGGGAAAGUCAAAAACUCUGGACAGCAUCAUCGAGGGCCAAGUCGCCGAUUUCCAGGAGCAAAACGCGAAGCUAUCGAAAGAAAACUUGGACAGGUUGCUAAAACGGGUGGACAACGAAACAAAAGACGAGGAGGACAAGAGGAGCCACAUGUCAGAGUAUAAUCGCUCCUCGAGUAAAAACUACGUGUUUCUGACCCCUUCUUCAAAUUUGCGUAUUAAAGUACAACUAUUCUUGCGGCUCUUCGAGCAGCGCGAAUUAGUAGUGGAAAAGGAACAAAUUACACUCGACGUGACGCACACCCACUCCCACACGCAGGUACUCGCACCUGUCGCAGCUGUCACACGCAAGUCAAGCCGACAGUGUCCGGGCGCAUAUCGAGCGCCUGGCGGCUGCCAGGGGCGAGGGCAAGGAAGGCGAAGAGGGUGGGGAGGAGAAGACAGGCGAGCGUCCCGCUACUACGAUAGAAGACCUCAUGGGCUUCAACUGGGUGCGCCUCGAUGACUACCAGGAUCGAUUAGCGGCAGACGAAGACGCCGUGAAAAAAGCCAAAGUUGAGGAGACAAAGGUACUCUUUCUCUUGAUGUUUCUUUUCCAGGAGCGGUUUUCUGCUCUUCGCUCCUUCGAUGUAUGGAUGUGUGUUGGAUCGCUAGUACCUUUUAAGUUGAUCGGGAUGAAUCUGAAUUGCUAUUCUUGCAACGUAAACUUCAACUUCUUAUUGCAGGAAAAAUACACGAAAUUUUUGGACAACCAAGUGCAAGUGCGAACGGACAGAAUAUCGAAGGAAAAAUAUGAGGAAAGUCUCUGGAAAUAUGUCAUCGAGGAAGAAAACGAACGGGUGAAGCACGAAGAUGAAGUGAAACAAGCCCACAUUAAAUACCUAGCAGAACGAGAAUCGAAGGAGCGUGACGAGGCAGCUGCGUUGAAACAGGCCAGGAUCGAGGCUGAAAAGGAACAGGUACGAUAAUUUCCACGUCGCAUUGCAUCAGAAGUAUGCGCUUCAGAAAUGGCUUCAGAAAAUAAAGGCAGCUCAGAUAAUGCAUGCUCGUGAGUGCUGUGCAUGUGCUGGUGCUCCGAGUAAUAUGUGCAAGCCGCAAUGUUGAUUUUCACAAUACAGAUCCGCCAGGAAGAUAUCAGAUUGUUGGCCAAGGUGCAGCGCGAGAUUGAAGAAGCACUGAGGAAAGAGGAAAUCGCAAAAGCGGAGAAAAAAGCCGUGUUCAUGAAGGUAUCGACUUCUUCUACACAUAGAAGCGCCAUCGAAUUUUCGUCUUGCAAGGCCUGGCGCUCCCAUCACUGAAAAAAUGCCGUUGCUUCAAUUUGAAAACAAAAAAAAAAACAGGUUAAGAAGGACAUUGACAUAGCAAAGAAGCAUAAAGAAGAGGAGGAGCUAAAGCGCAAGGAGGAGGAGAUGAAACGGGCAAAGGCAUAUAAUAAACUUCUCCUACAGCAAGAGGAAGAGAAAAAGCGCGAACUGGAAAGGAGAAAUGCUAGACAGAAGGUACUAGAGGUUUUUUGAUAAAUCUCGCGUAUCAUGAGAAUGACUUUUCUCCAAUUUCUAUGAGAAAAUGGAGGGGAGAAUGUGGAGAUCCGAAGUAAAUUUGGACACUUUUUCCGGUUUUCCUAUAAUAAGAAUAACCUUCGCCACGUUCACGACCGCAUUACAACUACAGGAACUUAUGGACAAGAUGAAGAGCACUGUGGCGAAGGCUGCGGCAAGCAAGGGCGCCGAGGACGAGCGCCGCGCGAACGCGCAGCGGAAGGAGAAGGAGGAUCUCGCCGAGGAAAACGAGGUCAACAAGGUCGAGAAGCUCCGUAAAAUGCGCGAAGAAACCCGCGAUUACGUCCUCAUGCAGAUGGCAAUAAAGAAUGGGAAGCGCCAGAUGCACAGCGAGGUACGAAGAUUUUCAUUUUUGUAUUGACGCUUUAAUAUGAAUUGCAAAAACUAAUGCUAAAGCACAAAUGACCGUGCAAGAACUUCACUUGCACCAUUCCCUUGUGUAGGCUACGUAGGGAAGAUGACUGAAGAUUUUCGCACGGUUGGAGGUUCUUGUUCUCGUUCAGAAAUAAGUGAAAACCAAACAUCCGCAUCACUCACUCCUACCUGUGUACAACUUCUCUACUAAUCCAGGUCAAAGCAGCUCAAGGUGGCAUUUUGCUUGAGGACGCCGAAUCGUUCUACGCAGACAAGGAAAAGGAAAAGGAGAUCAAGGUCGCGAAGGGUCAGGCCUACGUAAAGGAGUUGCGGGAGCAGAUCAAGGAGCGGGCGGCGCGGAAGGUGUCCAACAUGUCCGCGGAGGAAGUGCGUCUGAACAAAAACUUGAUCGACAAAGUCAUCGACGACGAGAUCAAACGAGGCAUCCUGCAGCCCUGAGAAUCUCGUUCGAGUUGUGCUCGCUAGUAGAACGGAGUAGAACCUUGACCAUCUGAGCACGACGUGCGAGAAGAACCAGUCGGCUGUUGUCUUUGCUUGUGUUAACUGUUGCCGUUCUCAGCGGUAUCCAAAGUCGAAACCGAAAAAAGUAGACAGAACGCUAAAAGCUACUUUUUAUACUCGUGAAUGUUUUAAAGUCAACAACUAAAUCCAAAAAAUAUCAUCUUCAGAAAAAACAACUGUAUGCGACGGAUAGGGGACACACACUCCAUCCGAAAGACCGAGCUUCUUAUCAACCUAGUUCUAGCAGAACCAGACUACAAGGCAUUUUGAUGCUGGAAAACUUUUCGACAAAACGUGUUGUGAAAAUUUGAACUUGAUGUUACAUGCGACCAGCAAGCAAGCCUAUGUGGUUUUGAACACACCAUCCGCGAACCACUCGGAGUUGGAAAGCCUGAAUUGUUUCUGUACAAUGGACGAGGCUGUGUCUGUGUUGAAUUUUAGUCGCAUGUGAUGUUGAACUUGCUUCUAUUUAAACCUGUUUGUUUGGACGAGAACAUCCUGUGAAU